Messenger RNA from Labeo rohita (rohu), 4847 nucleotides. Its product is annotated as protein NLRC3. The record is from RefSeq and is a predicted model, not a curated record. Bases 1183 to 4650 code for a protein of 1155 amino acids. NCBI's taxonomy places the organism in Eukaryota, Metazoa, Chordata, Actinopteri, Cypriniformes, Cyprinidae. Gene Ontology annotation, molecular function: protein binding. The transcript is spliced from 12 exons.
UGUCAGUUCUGCCUAAGAAAAACAAUUAUUAUACAAGCAAUUUGAAAAUUGGAAUAAAAACAAACAAACAAGAUAUAAGUAGCUACUUUGUAUUUGUAGGCUUGGAUUAUUUUAUUAUACAGUUCAUUGUUCUGAAGACAGUAAAAGGACAAAUAAAAAAAAUAUAGAAGGGAUUUGUUUAUUUAUGAACUACAUCACAGAUCCUCAAAAACCAGAAACAAUCACAGUGACAGAAAUGGGCACACCUUUUUUUUAUUUCUUUACUUAUUAGGCCUAUUCAUCUUUACAUUAGUAUUACUAACUAAGAUACUGAUGCGGGAUAAGGUCACGUGACAAAAGAACGAAAGGACUCGGAGGACUCGAGAAAUGAACUAAUCUUUUCUUUUCCGGCUCAGACUGCAUUGGUUAACGUUAGGGAGCGGUCACGUGACAAAAGAACGAAAGGACUCGGAGGACUCGAGAGGCUGCAUUGGUUAACGUUAGGGAGCGGUCACGUGACAAAAGAACGAAAGGACUCGGAGGACUCGAGAGGCUGCAUUGGUUAACGUUAGGGAGCGGUCACGUGACAAAAGAACGAAAGGACUCGGAGGACUCGAGAGGCUGCAUUGGUUAACGUUAGGGAGCGGUCACGUGACAAAAGAACGAAAGGACUCGGAGGACUCGAGAGAUGAACUAAUCUUUUCUCUUUCCGGCUCAGACUGCAUUGGUUAACGUCAGGGAGCGGUAAUGUGUUGAACCACAACGAGACUUAAACCCGACGACUUGUCAGAUCAGAGGUGAGGUGAGCUAGACUAAAGACCCAGGUAGGCUAAGUAAUAUAUAACUAUUUUAUUGUUCUUAUAGCAUUAUAGUAUUGUCUUGUUUGUAGUGUGAUUCACGUUUGUGUAUAUAGAUGUGUUAGGGAAGUAUCACAUAACAUUUUAAUGGCCUUUUGCUAAAAUGAACGAAAUGAACGAAAUGACUCGAAAAAAGAUUCGUUCAUUUUGCUGAACGAGACUCAAAGAUCCGAGUCGGUAAAAUGAUCCGAACUUCCCAUCACUAGAAUCCAGUGUGCCUAAAAAGCAGUAGAAGAAGACAAAUUAAAACUGAACUUUAGAACCUUAGUGUCUGAUAAGAAGCCAUUUCACAUUGGUGUAAACCAAAGCUUACAUGUUCUAUCAUAUUUAUUGAACUUAAAGUUUUAUGGAGAGACAGAAGAGCACUGAUGAGGAGAGAGAGGAGGAGGAUGCUGUUGUUGUCCACUGCCAGAACCAGAGAGCACCACCUCCAGAGCCCAGCUGUGUGUCCAUGAAGAGUGAUAGAUCCAUAAAUCCGCCUCCUGUUUUCAGUGAUGGCCUCAGAACUGAAAGUUUUAUGGAGAGACAGAAGAGCACUGAUAAGGAGAGAAAGGAGGAGGAUGCUGUUGUUGUUCACUGCCAGAACCAGAGAGCACCAUCUCCAGAGCCCAGCUGUGUGUCCAUGAAGAGUGAUAGAUCCAUAAAUCCGCCUCCUGUUUUCAGUGAUGGCCUCAGAACUAAAAGUUUUAUGGAGAGACAGAAGAGCACUGAUAAGGAGAGAAAGGAGGAGUAUGCUGUUGUUGUUCACUGCCAGAACCAGAGAGCACCAUCUCCAGAGCCCAGCUGUGUGUCCAUGAAGAGUGAAAGAUCCAUAAAUCCACCUCCUGUUUUCAGUGAUGGCCUCAGUGAGAAAAAGAAUGUUCCCGUCCAGCAUCAGUUAAAAUGUGGAGUUUGUCAGCAGGUUCUGAGAGAUCCAGUCUACAUCAACUGUGAACACUGUUUUUGCAGAAACUGCAUAGGGAGCUACUGGGAUCAGUUCAGUUCAUCUGAAGAAUUUAAGUGUCCUCAAUGUAGAAAGAGAUCUAGAACACGACCUGUUCUGAAAACACAUCAACCAGUAGAUGAUAAACUGCAAAGAGUCAAAAACCAACACAAAACCAGCAUGAAGAACAAUUAUGAGAGGCUAUUUGAGGGAAUCAAACUACAAGAGAAUCAAACCCUACUGAACAGGAUCUACACACAACUUUACAUCAUAGAGGGAGAGAGUGAAGGGGUGAAUGAAGAACAUGAGAUUUUGCAGAUGGAGACAACACACAGAGCACAAGACACUCCAGUCUUGUGCAAUGACAUCUUUAAACCCUCACAUAAACAAGGAUAUGAAGAAAAAGACCAAAUUAAAACCGUUCUUACUAAAGGGAUUGCUGGAAUUGGUAAAACUGUCUCUGUGCAGAAGUUCAUUCUAGACUGGGCAGAGGGGAAAGCCAAUCAGGAUGUAGAUUUCAUGUUUGUGCUUCCAUUUCGAGAGCUUAACUUGAUUAAAGAUCACCAGUACAGUCUUCAUACGCUUCUUCUUGACUUUUAUCCUGAACUUCAAGAUCUUGACUUAAAAAUUUAUGAUGAAUGUAAAGUUUUAUUUAUCUGUGAUGGUCUGGAUGAAAGCAGAAUAACACUGAAGUUUUCAGACAGUGAGACAUUUUCUGAUGUGACUAAGACUUCAUCAGUGGAUGUGUUGAUGUCAUACCUCAUGAAAGGAGAGCUGCUUCCCUCUGCUCUCAUCUGGAUUACCUCCAGACCAGCAGCAGCCAAAUUGAUCCCAUCCAAAUACAUUGACCGUGUGACAGACAUUCAGGGAUUCACUGACCCCCAAAAGGAAGAAUAUUUCAGGAAGAGAAUCACUGAUGAGCAGCAAGCCAAUAGAAUCAUCACACACAUUAAAAGAUCCAAAAGCCUCUACAUCAUGUGCCACAUACCAGUCUUCUGCUGGAUCUCAGCCACUGUGCUUGAAAACAUUCUAAAUAAAGCUCUCUGUACAGAAAUCCCUCAAACUCUUACUGAAAUGUAUAUCCACUUUUUGCUCAUUCAGAUAAACAUGAGGAAUCAGAAGUAUGAAGACAGUGAUAGAGAGAAACCUGUUCAGUCCAACAGAGAAGUGAUUGUAAAACUUGCUGAACUGGCUUUCAAUCAGCUGAUGAAAGGUAAUGUCAUGUUCUGUGAGGAGGACCUGAGAGAGAGCAGCAUAGACAUCAAUGAUGCCUCAGUGUAUUCUGGGAUUUGCACUGAGAUCUUUAAGGAGGAAUCUGUGAUUCAUCAGAGAAGAGUCUACUGUUUCAUACAUCUGAGCUUUCAAGAGUUUUUUGCAGCAUUUUUCAUGUUUGUCUCAUUUUUACACAAUAACAGGGAUGUUCUGAAAUGGUUUCUGAGAGGAAAAUCCAAAGCUCUGUCUAGGAAUCUUCAUCUGGAUAUAAUUCUGAAAGGAGCAAUAAAUAAAGCCCUGGCAAGUAAAAAUGGACAACUGGAUCUUUUUUUGCGGUUUCUAAUGGGAAUCUCACUGGAUUCCAAUCAGAGACUCUUACAGGAUCUACUGACGCACACAGAAAACAGCUCAGAUACCAUUAAGAAAGUGAUCCAACACAUCAAGCAAGUCCAAAAAAAGAAUGUCAGUCCUGAACGAUGGAUGAAUCUCUCACACUGCUUGCUUGAAAUGAAAGACAGUUCUCUUUUUGAAGAAAUCAAGAGUUUCUUGAAAUCUGAACCAAAUAAAAAACCCCUUUCACUUCUACAAUGUUCAACUUUGGCAAACAUGAUCCUGAUGUCAGAGGAGAUAAUGGAUGAGUUAGAUCUUAGAAAGUAUAACAUAAAAUCAAGAGAUGGUCAACAGAGGCUGCUACCUGCUGUUAAGAACUGUAGAAAAGCUCUAUUUGCAAGCUGUAACCUUACUGAUCAGUGUUGUGAAACUGUAGCAUCAGCUCUACAGUCAUCAAACUCCUGUCUGAGAGAGCUGGAUCUGAGUAACAAUGACCUACAGGACUCAGGAGUGAAGCUGCUCUCUACUGGACUGAAAAGUCCAAACUGUAAACUGGAGACACUAAGGUUGUCUGGCUGUAUGUUGACAGAGGAGAGCUGUUAUUAUCUGGCUUCAGCUCUGAGUUCAAACCCCUCACAUCUGAGAGAGCUGGAUCUGAGCUACAAUCACCCAGGAGAAUCAGGAAUCAAGAUGCUCUCCAAUACAAUGAACAAUCCUAACUGCACGUUGAAGAUGCUCAAUAUAAAUCAUGGAGGAGAGAUCAGGAUUGUACCUGGACCACGAAAAUAUGCCUAUGAUCUCAUAAUGGAACCAAAUACAGCUCACACUUAUCUCGCUCUGUCUGAGAAGAACAAGGUGGUGACAUACAUGAGAGAUGAGCAGUCAUAUCCUUAUCAUCAAGAGAGAUUUGACAAUCACACCCAGGUUCUGUGUAAAGAGAGUCUGUCUGGUCGCAGUUACUGGGAGGCUGAAUGGAGUGGAGAUGCUGAUAUAUCAGUGGCAUAUAAAGGAAUCAGCAGGAAAGGAGAGAGUGAUGACUGUCUGUUUGGAUGCAAUAAAAACUCUUGGAGUCUGUUCUGCUCUAAUGACAGAUUUACUGCACGUCACAAUAAUAAGAAAACUGACAUACGUGUCGCUUCAGGUUCCUGUAGGAGAGUAGGAGUGUAUGUGGACGUGCCAGCUGGCACGCUGUCCUUCUACAGAGUCUCUGACACACGCAUUCUCACGCACUUGCAUACAUUCACCUCCACGUUCACUAAACCUCUCUAUGCUGGAUUUGGGCUUUAUUUCCUCACCUCAGUGUCUCUGUGUCAGAUUUCUGUUUGUGACAACAUACCCAUGCCUGACUAAAUGCCAGAAGGUAAAUGUAUUUGGUCUUUCUCCAUUUGGAAUCCUCCCUCCAUUACCUGUUAUGUUUAAAAAUUGCUUCCUAAGGCAGUUUUAUCUUGAAGUGUCUUUAAAGGGGUCAUCGGAUGCAAAACUCUUUGUAAUCAAGCCAUUCUCAGUUUCUUGUUGGUAUGACUUUUUCAGAUUUUAGAGAACCCAAA